AAAUUAUUUUCUCUAGCAGUGAUAUUUUAUAUUGGUAAACUGCCACCUGUGUUUUACAUGCUAUACAUUUAUCAUAGUUUAUUAAUCUCACAUUAGAUUUUAGCCUAAACAAUAUUUUGUUCGUUGGUUUAUAUUUAACUUUUUUUUUAUUACUGUAAAAUUAGCCCUGGUCUCUCCAACAUAAUGAAGUAUGAUAAGAGACUGGAUGCCAUUAUAGUCUUUAUCAGGGUAUGUAAUAAGUCUUAAGACUCUUGAAUUAAGGCUUAAUAAUAAGAGUCUUAAUAAGACUUUUGACUUAAGACUCUUCUUGCAAUAAGACUCUCGACUUAAGGUAUGUAAUAAGAUGAAGAGGCCGUAAUAUAUACAUCUCAUGUGACUUGAAAACCUCACACAACAUACACACAAAAAAAAUGAAUUCAGGUGUUCUGCAGGGCUCUGUGCUCACCUCACAAACAAAGACUCAAAGGACCUCAAAAGCUAUCUUCCAGCCUUUGCAAAAGACAUUUCGCUUAAGAUUUUACCACUAUAUGAAGAGUUUACUGGUUUCAUUUUAUAACUCACAUAGGUGGCGGGCACAAGAGGUCACGCCCAUAUUUUUAAAUCACAGUUUUAAUCCUGAGACUUUAUAUUUAAUCACAUAUUCAGACUUUCCUCUCAAACUUAAUCUUGUAUAACCAUGGGAAUUGAGGUUUUAGCUUUUAUCAAUAUGAAACUUUGUUGACUCAGUCUUGAAGCUUUCACGGGUAGCUCACCACUUCCAGGAAGUGGUACACUGAGGAACUGUUUGAGACGCUUUAUUACAAACAUUGGCAUUUAGCCUAUGCACAAAACUCAAGUAUAAGUAAGUAUAUCGUUUUUUUUUUUACAUUAAGGUACUUUGUCAUCGUCGAUUCGCGCGAGUCUCCGCGCGUCAGGAUUUGGAUAAAGUGAACUGACAUGAAUGAAUCGCGUGAGAUCAAAACUGAAACGUUUGAAUGAACGCGCCACAGUUUGACGAUAAGUAUGAAUUAUUUCCAUGUACUAUUGUGAUGGCUUCCUCAACCGAGAAACCCCGCAUUUCAGGAGCAGAGGAGAAGCAGACUGUGAAGGCCCGGCUCCUGUCUUCACAGAUGCUCCUGGUGGAUGCUCUUUAUCACUUGAGCCCUCUGCUAGACUGUGUUAUAUCUGCAGGUCUGCUCUCUAGAGAAAACUGUUAUGAAAUUGAAGCUGAACGAACGCCACCCAACAAAGUCCGAAAGCUUCUAGAGAUUAUUGACGCUCAGAUGGAUGAAAGUGGAGCCUCUAGUUUCAUGGAGUGUCUGAGAAAAUGCAAGAAACAUUACCCGCGUCUACGAACCUGGUUAACCUCAGAGGAAGAUCACUUCCAACCAACAGGCAUUACGCAAGGUCCAACAGAACGUCAACUACAGGCGCAGUUUAAUGUUUUGUGCUCACGCUUGGGCUGUUCUGUUCUGCCGGUCUCCUUCGAUCUCUUCUCCGGAGCCAUUCUGACUCAGCUGGAGCUGGAGAAAAUCCAAGCAAUACUCAUCCCAACACAGCAAGCACAAACCCUGCUGUCCAUCUGCCUGAAGAAAGGAGAAAAAGCAUGCAAGAGCUUUUACACAGCGCUAAAGAAUGAAGACGAGCAGCUAGCUGAGGAACUUAAUGUGAAAUGUUUGGUGGAAGACCUUGAUAAAAAGCCUGAAAGCAGCAUUGUGCCGAUAGCAGUGGAGGAAACCAGAGGUCACUUGAUGGCUUUCCCUCUGUCAGGAGGCCUGCAGCAGGUCAUGACUCGACUGGGCUUGACUGUGGGGGAUGAGAUUAGGUUUAAUGUCUGUGAGGUUGGUGUGGCAGUAGGUUUGCCGCGUCGGACUGUCAGAGAGUAUUUUCUGGAAGGGGUUGGCAUUGAAGACUCGGCCCAGCUGGAGGCUCUAGUGUCCCUGUAUAUAGAGAAGACAAAGGAUGCUGAGAGACUACUGAGCAGAGUGGCAGAACUCAGCCCUCGAUGGGUCCAGCUUUCAGAGAGGGGGUGCCUGCUGUUGAGGCUGCUGCAAAAAGCCGAGACUCUUCUCCGCAGCGGUAUCCACAGUCACCGGCACGGCUGGGACCACCUUCACGAUCAGGACCAAUUACGCAGCUGGGACCACCUGUGUCCUGAAGACUGCACAGAUCAGCGCACCGUGUGGGCCAUCUUCAGCUUUCUGGUGUGGGACUGCAUGGCAGAGGUUCUGGAAGAGCCGGAGGCGAAGCCUAGCGGAGGCAUACUAGGCAUGAUCGAGCAGCUGAGCGCCAGCGGCAGAGUGGAGGCCGCUUUGUUGCAGGAAGUGGAGCAGUGCUGGACCGAAGGGGAUGCAGAGAGUCUGCUGCAGAGUGUCAGAGUUCUUGCUCAGGUGCUAAGAGACCUUCAUCCCCUCCAGGAAGGCCUCCAGCUGUCCUCUUCAGUUGAAGGCUUGUUUUCCUGCAGGCCCAGCAGGCUACACCGGGUCACUUCCUUCCAGGGCGUCUCUGCGCGGGUCAUCCGUAGAGCUCUAAGCAGCAUGGUUCCAUCCUCCUCGGACCAGGACACAACUCCUCUUGCUAGACAGCACAUGGAGGCAUGCGUUCGGAUCGCACGUCUCCUAGAUGUCGUGCAGCCCAAACGAACCACCGUUGACUUUUCAAAUGCGCCCACUGCUACGGUCAUCCAGCAUGUGCGAUCUGUCUUAUCAAAUCCUGCUUUUAACUCUGAAGCCUUUGACGCGGGAGUUCGCCAUCGCUUGCUUUCAGUGUUGGAGUUCAAUCCUGCACAGCUGGGAUUGGGCUCUCUCAUGCAGCUCCACCAGGAGACCCUAUCCGAAUUCCAAACAUACUUACAACUCGGCGAGCACCACAACUUCCAGUUUAUUCUCGAAUCGGUACGGAUACUCGGAACGGCAAAGCUGUUUUCUGUCAGCAGGGUUCAUGGGCCUGUCGCCAUUGACAAUGGUGUGGAGGAGGUCAUUCGUUUUAUCACAUCAGAACCCACUUCAUUCCUUGUACGAUUGCACUGUCUUUGUUAUGAAGAGGGAAGGGGGCGCUUCAAGGUGUGUGCACCACGUUGUGCAUGUAUGUAUCUGCUCAAAGCAGAAGGGCUACGUGACAUGCAGUGGUGCGGUGGCAAUGUUUUGGCUGCGAUAGAUGGGAAAGUGUGGGUUAGAGAGGGAGAAAGUAAUGGCUGGGAUGAGCUACAGACGUUGGCUCAGAGACACUCUGCUCAGCUCAAGGAUGAAGGAUGCUGCUUCAAGGUCAAGACCUCAGGGUUGGAGUGUGAGGUCAAAUUUAUAUACAGGAGUGGAAGGCUAUGGGCUACACCACAUAGGGAUUGUGAAGUAGAUUAAAGUACAGGUAGUUGAAACGAUGCUGCAGUGACAAACGGUAGCUGUACAAAUUGAAAUUGGGUAUUGAAAUGGAAACACGCCAAUUUCACAAAAAUUGCCAAAUAUCGUUUUUAUGUUUUAAGUUUUUAUGCUUGCAUGAGGCAAUACAAAAAAAAUAUAUUUUGCAAAACUGUAAUGGAAACAGUUUUUCUGUAUUUACAGGUCACCUGGUGUAAAAAAAAAAAAAAAAAGUCACAUGAUCAUUCUUUAAUGUACUAUAAUCUCCAAGAAACACCUCAAAAGUGGCCGCUCUCAAGUAAAAAGGGCUUUCCUUGCCAUUAAUGCAUAAUAUACCCUUAUUAUGGCCAAGAAACGGUCACCAGAGCUGAUCAUGGCCACUCUAAUCAUGUGAGUCGGUGCUUGUGUUUAUACCAGGUGCGUCACAGCAAGCUACCCACAAUGCUUCGCAAAAGAUACACGCCUACUUCUCCUUUGAUUAAACCUAAGCCUAGUGUAAGGUAGUGUACAGUACCUACCUAAACCAGCUAGUGUCACAUGCUGGAUUUCAUUUAAAAGUAUUUUAAAGUUUUGUCCCUCAAAUUUUUAUCAUCUUA
Carassius auratus (goldfish) is the source of this 3928-nucleotide messenger RNA. RefSeq lists its product as uncharacterized. The transcript is spliced from 7 exons. Gene Ontology annotation, biological process: regulation of apoptotic process. Bases 975 to 3335 code for a protein of 786 amino acids. Gene Ontology annotation, molecular function: death domain binding; protease binding. NCBI's taxonomy places the organism in Eukaryota, Metazoa, Chordata, Actinopteri, Cypriniformes, Cyprinidae. The record is from RefSeq and is a predicted model, not a curated record.